Molecule: messenger RNA, 1484 nt
Organism: Xenopus laevis (African clawed frog)
Lineage: Eukaryota; Metazoa; Chordata; Amphibia; Anura; Pipidae
Gene: fgg.L
Product: fibrinogen gamma chain L homeolog
Exons: 9
Coding region: 75-1391 (438 amino acids)
Biological process (GO): fibrinolysis; platelet aggregation; positive regulation of heterotypic cell-cell adhesion
Cellular component (GO): extracellular region; fibrinogen complex
Molecular function (GO): signaling receptor binding; extracellular matrix structural constituent; protein-macromolecule adaptor activity
Source: RefSeq, a predicted model, not a curated record
UGCAGGAACCUGCAUGCUUCGCUUCAUUUCAAAAAUUCCAACCAAGAGGGUGCAGGGACAUAGGACCUGCCAUAAUGACCAGACUUCCCAAGCAAGGAUUACUGCUUCUCCAGUCCUUAGCCCUCCUCUCUAGUGCCUUUGGUAAUAUUAUACCAAACACAGACAACUGCUGCAUCUUAGAUGGACGUUUUGGGGAGUACUGCCCUACAACAUGCGGCAUUUCCGAUUUCCUGAACAGAUACCAAGAAAAUGUUGACACAGACUUGCAGUACCUGGAAAACCUUUUAACUCAAAUCAGCAACUCCACAAGUGGAACUACCAUAAUAGUAGAACAUUUAAUAGACUCUGGGAAAAAACCUGCGACAUCUCCACAAACCAUAGACCCUAUGACUCAGAAAUCCAAAAACAUGUUGGAUGAAAUUAACAGAUAUGAAAAAACUAUUAUCCAGUAUGAAGAAAAUAUACAAUACCUGCAAGAAGUAUAUUCUUCAAAUCAAAAUAAGAUUUUCCUGCUUAAACAGAAAAUAGCAAAUCUGGAAUUACAAUGCCAGCAGCCUUGCCGAGAUACAGUUCAGAUACAGGAGUUCACAGGAAAAGACUGUCAAGAAGUUGCUAAUAAGGGAGCAAGGCUUAGCGGACUCUACUACAUCAAGCCUCUAAAAGCCAAACAGCAGUUCCUGGUUUACUGUGAAAUUGAACCAUCUGGCAGUGCAUGGACUGUUAUUCAAAGAAGACUUGAUGGCAGUGUGAAUUUCCAUAAGAACUGGGUCCAGUAUAGAGAAGGUUUUGGAUAUCUGUCACCAAACGACAAGACUGAGUUCUGGCUUGGGAAUGAAAAAAUACAUCUACUAAGCACCCAAUCUACCAUCCCAUAUGUUAUGAGAAUUGAGUUAGAAGACUGGAGUAAUCAAAAGAGCACAGCAGACUAUUCCACUUUCAGACUGGGUUCAGAAAAGGAUAAUUAUCGUUUUACUUACGCAUACUUCAUUGGUGGUGAUGCCGGUGAUGCCUUUGAUGGGUUUGACUUUGGAGAUGAUCCAAGUGAUAAAUUCUACACAUCUCACAAUGGAAUGCAGUUCAGUACUUUUGAUAAAGACAAUGACAAGUUUGACGGAAACUGUGCUGAGCAAGAUGGCUCUGGGUGGUGGAUGAACCGAUGCCAUGCAGCCCACCUCAAUGGCAAAUACUAUCAAGGAGGUACAUACAGUGAGGCGGACAGUGGACCUAGCGGCUAUGAUAAUGGUAUUAUCUGGGCUACCUGGAGAAGCCGGUGGUACUCCAUGAAGUCAGUUACAAUGAAAAUCAUUCCCCUUAACAGAUAUGGAGCAGAGGGACAGCAGACUUUGGGCGGCUCAAAGAAGUCUGACUUUGAAAACAGAGGAGACUUUUAAGAAUCCAGCUUUUGGAUUAUUAUUUUACACUUUAUUGUCUUGCUUUAUAAAUUGUAUUCACAACUUGUUUUUAAAUAAAGAUACACCAUUGUG